Molecule: messenger RNA, 3140 nt
Organism: Crotalus tigris (Tiger rattlesnake)
Lineage: Eukaryota; Metazoa; Chordata; Lepidosauria; Squamata; Viperidae
Product: L-amino-acid oxidase
Exons: 7
Coding region: 464-2014 (516 amino acids)
Biological process (GO): amino acid catabolic process
Molecular function (GO): polyamine oxidase activity; L-amino-acid oxidase activity
Source: RefSeq, a predicted model, not a curated record
AUCAGUGUUUUUCAACCUUGCCAACCUUUAAAAUAUGUAGACUUUAAUUCUCAGAAUUCCCCAGCCAGCUUGCUCAAUCAAGUUUUUUGAACUAUUUAGAUUAUUGCAAGAGGAAUUUGGAUGUGAAAUGACAGGAUGGUCAACUGAAACAUCUUUUCAUUUUACAAUUAGAUCCAGAUGCAUAAGCAGCAUCUAAAAUUCUUGGAUAAUUUUCAGAACUGAUAUGUUCCUUUCAUGUGGGUUCCUCAUGGGUGUAAAUCCAAAAGAGUUGAUUUCCUUGUUCCUUGUUUUAUGUAUAAUAAGAAUGGGAGGAGAGGAUAAAAGUGUAGGCGAGAAGGUUAGGGUAUAAAAGCCUUCUCCAGUGCAUUUUCUCGACACGUGAAUCAAAGUGUUUUGAGCACUUUGCUUAGCAUCAGUAACUUUUCUUCCAAGCAUUGCCAUCCACAGUCUUCAAGCCAAUAAGAUGAAUGUCUUCUUUAUGUUCUCACUGCUAUUCUUGGCUGCCUUGGGAAGCUGUGCAGAUGACAGAAACCCCAUAAAUGAAUGCUUCCGAGAAACUGACUAUGAAGAAUUUCUAGAGAUCGCCAGAAAUGGUCUGAAAGCGACAUCAAACCCAAAACAUGUUGUGAUUGUAGGUGCAGGAAUGGCUGGGCUUAGUGCAGCCUAUGUUCUUGCAGGGGCUGGACAUCAGGUGACAGUUCUUGAAGCCAGUGAAUGUGCGGGAGGACGAGUGCAGACUUAUCGAAAUGACAGAGAAGGCUGGUAUGCCAAUCUCGGGCCCAUGCGUUUACCUGAGAAACACAGGAUUGUCCGGGAAUAUAUCAGAAAGUUUGGUCUGCAGUUGAAUGAAUUUUUUCAGGAAAAUGAGAAUGCAUGGUAUUUUAUCAAAAACAUCAGGAAGAGAGUAUGGGAAGUCAAGAAAGACCCUGGCGUCUUAAAAUAUCCAGUGAAGCCUUCAGAAGAAGGCAAAAGCGCUGGACAGCUAUAUCGAGAGUCCCUCCAAAAGGUUGUAGAAGAUUUAAAAAGGACUAACUGCAGCUACAUACUAAAUAAAUAUGACACCUACACAACGAAGGAAUAUCUACUUAAAGAAGGAAAUCUGAGUCGUGGAGCUGUAGAUAUGAUUGGAGACUUACUGAAUAAAGAUUCUGGCUAUUAUUUGUCUUUUAUUGGGAGCCUGAAAAAUGAUUAUGUCUCUUCUGAUGAAAAAAGAUAUGAUGAAAUUGUUGGUGGAUUUGAUCAGUUGCCUAUAUCCAUGUAUCGAGCCAUUGAGGAAAAGGUGCAUUUCAAUGCCCGAGUAAUCAAGAUACAGCAGAAUGCCAAGAAAGUCGCAGUGACAUAUCAAACCCCAGCAAAGAACUUGUCAUAUGUGAUAGCUGAUUAUGUCAUUGUGUGCUCAACGUCAAGGGCCACCCGUCGCAUCAAGUUUGAACCACCCCUUCCGCCAAAGAAAGCGCAUGCUUUGCGGUCUGUCCACUUCAAAAGUGGCACCAAGAUCUUCCUCACUUGCACUAAGAAAUUUUGGGAGGAUGAUGGCAUUCAUGGUGGGAAGUCCACAACUGAUCUUCCAUCCCGAUUCAUCUACUACCCUAACCAUAACUUUACUAGUGGAGUUGGGGUUAUUAUAGCCUAUGUCCUUGGUGAUGAUGCCAAAUUCUUUCAAGCUCUUGAUUUCAAGGACUGUGCUGAUAUUGUCAUUAAUGACCUUUCAUUGAUUCAUCAGCUGCCCAAGAAAGAUAUCCAGGCAUUCUGUUAUCCCUCAAUGAUUAAAAAAUGGAGCCUGGAUAAGUAUGCUAUGGGUUCUAUAACCAGCUUCACUCCCUACCAGUUUCAACAAUUUAAUGAAGUGCUCAGGACACCUGUAGGCAGAAUCUUCUUUGCAGGGGAGCAUACGGCCCAGUUUCAUGGUUGGAUAGACGGCACAAUUAAGUCAGGGCUGACAGCAGCAAGAGAUGUGAAUCGUGCUUCUGAGAAUCCAUCAGGAAUCCACUUGAGCAAUGACAAUGAACUUUAAGGAGGUCAGCAAUAUUUCAGACUAAAAUUCCCAGAAUACCAAUUGGUAAUUCUAGGAGCUAUAGUCCGGGGAGGUUGGAGCCAGAAGGAAGUGGGGGAAGUAAGCUGGCUAAAUUAUCAAAAGUGAUCUAUAUCAGCCAAAACAUGUCAAAAUAUAGGAGAGCAUUUUAGAGGAAACAGAAAUAAACCACAGAAUGAAAAGGAUUAUUAGCAUGCCACCCCAAUUUGGAAAGGAAGUCCUCUCAAGACAAUCUAUAUAUACUACUAAAACUCUCUUUUCUGUAACAUUUUACUGGGCAAAACAGUGCAUCAUAGGGCAAGAAGUUUUGAACCAAAAUACCUCUAAUGGGCUACCUUACAAAAUGCAUCCAAACUCUAGAACCCAUGACUUUCCUGGAAUUAAAAUUUAGCAAUUUUUAUGAAAGGUUUUAUGACAUUUGUCUGAAAUGGUAUAGAGUUUCCUUCUUGAGCAAGAGGUUAGAUCAGAAGACCUCCAAGGUCCUUCUCAACUCUGUUAUUCUUACAAAAAAUAUAUCAUAAAACAGUUUAUGUUGUGUUAUGUUAUAUAUCAUAAAACAUUUCCUGGGCUGAUGUUUUACUGUGCUGUAUAGUUCGCCAUGGGCUAUUUUCAAGGCAGAAACAUCUUUGAACAUAUCCCAACUUUUCAGGGAAGGUAGCACAUUAUUUUUGCUCUGCCAUUGUUCAGGUGAUUGAGGAAUCUGGUAAAGAAUUAUCUCUGAAGUGAUGACCAGAAAGUCAUGGAUUGUCUAGUGUUGCAAUAAAGAUAGGAUCCUUCUGUUGCCCUUUCCAAAAAGUAAUGGAAAAGAAACAUGCAAUUGUUGUUAACGUGGCUUUGUGAGUUUAUUUUAAAGGGUCUCAUAUGUAUGACCAUAUUUCUUUGGGACGUCAAGCAUCUAGUGGUCCUAAGCUAUGAUUCUAUAUUUCCUAUAACCAUCAAAAAUUGUCAGUACUACAGUGUCACUGAUGGAGAAGAAAACACAUUAUGGCAUCAAGCAGGCCUGUAGACAACCUUAAUUUGUAAUUUAUCCAGUUUGCCACCCUCCUCUGACUAGUGUUCCGAAAAACCGGGGAUACAGAUAAUUAUAAUAAAAGCACAUAUUAUAAUU